AUGGCUUUGCUGGGGCUGCUCGUCCUGCUGGCCCUGGCCGGGCCCGUGUGGACCACCUGGGACACCUGCAGAGGCACCUGCGGGCUCCGGCCCUUGGCUUCCGACCACAGCUCUUCAGUUCUCGACUACGACUCCGUGACUUCUGCUGCUGACCUGUCCCGUGUUGUGGCUGGCACGGGUGUCCAGCCAGGGGCCUGGCCCGGCAUUGUCAGCAUCCAGGCCACCUGGGAGAACGGCACGUGGCACAUGUGCUCGGGUGUCCUCCUCAGCUCCCAGUGGGUGCUCACGGUCGCACACUGCUUCGCCAGGGCCGGGGGCAUCUCCAGGUGGGAAGUGGUGAUGGGGGUUUCGGAUCUGAGCCAGCCGGGCCCCGAGGCUGAGGUGAGACACAUCCAGAGGCUCCUGGUGCACCAGCACUACGUGCCUGCCACAGCCAGGAAUGACAUCGCCCUGGUGGAGCUGGACCGGCCCGUGGAGUGCAGUGACUACAUCCAGCUGGGCUGCGUGCCCGACGCCUCCAUCAGGGUCUUGGAGCUGAAAUCCUGCUACAUCGCCGGCUGGAACUUUGCCAGAGGGGAGGGGAUGGGCAUGGUUCUGCGGGAGUCCAAGGUCCACCUCAUCCACACGGAGAUCUGCAACAGCAGCCGGUGGUACGGGGGGGCUGUUCAUGCUGACAACCUGUGUGCUGGGUACCCGCAGGGCGGCAUCGACACCUGCCAGGGGGACAGCGGGAAUCCCCUCAUCUGCAAGGACAACAGAGCUGACUACUACUGGCUGGUGGGGUUGAACAGCUGGGGAAGAGGCUGUGACAGAGCCAGGCGCCCCGGGAUCUACACCUCCACUCAGCACUUCUACAACUGGAUCCUCAUCCAGACGGGCCUGAGCCCAGCUGACAUCACCGGUUCAGCACCGGAGCCGAACUGCGCCCCGACCCCUAAGCCAGAGGUCACCAUGGCUUCGGCGCAGACCACGACGCCAGGGCCGGAACAAGAGCCAGGGACAAAGCCAAGGCCAGCGCCAGGGCCGACACCAGAGCUGGUGCCCGUGCUAGAGCCAGUGCCAGAGCGGGUGCCAGUGACAGAGAUGACGCCAGAGCCGACUCCAGGGCCGGAGCCGGUAACAAAACCAACGCCAGAGCCGACGUCAGCGCCACAGCCAAGCCCGGAGCCGGUGCCGGUGCCGGAACCGACCCCAGUGCCAGUGCCAGAGCCGACAGGAGAGACAGUGCCAGAGGCAACGACAGAACCGGCGACGAAGCCAACACCAGAGCCAGCACCAGUGCCAAUGCCAGAGCCGAAGCCAGUGCCAGAGCCAACGCCAGAGCUGGUGCCAGAGCCAUCACCCGAGCCAGCCACCCCCCUGGGGCCCGAGCAUCCAGUGCCAACCCCGGCACCGGCCCCGGACCGGCUCCUGGUGAUCUCGGUGUCGUACCAGAGCCUGCUGCAGUUCUGUAACCUGCUCAGGGAUUUCCUGCAGUUCCUGAGGGACCAGCUGGGCUGA
Molecule: messenger RNA, 1500 nt
Organism: Lonchura striata (white-rumped munia)
Lineage: Eukaryota; Metazoa; Chordata; Aves; Passeriformes; Estrildidae
Source: RefSeq, a predicted model, not a curated record